CAGCUCGCGCGCCGCAAACUCGUGGAGUCGGCUUUCUAUCUCGCUGCCCAUGCUUAGCAUGCAGCCACACAAUCUCGUCAACUGCUGCCAUGAGGCACAUUCAACUCGUGUUGGUCCACGCAAGCGGUCUGUGAUGUUAGUGCGUCUAUGGCGUCUUGUGAAUCCUUCUGUUGGACGUCGAUGGUAAACGCGACGUGGAGGAUUCAAAGAGGUCGAAUUCUGAUCUUGAAGGACCAAUUGCUAGCUGAGUUGUCGCUCCUGUGUGCCUUGGGUCGUCCAUAUGAUGGCCUUCGACCUGAAGGAUCGCGCUUAAUAUGCCAUGCAAUCGAUCGAAAGAGACAGCUCACUUGCCUUGCAAGACUGUACAGACGCCCCUUGGGGAUGGCGUUCAUGCUCUGCUCUUGCCACGCCCUCGGCGUUGCUAGUAACCCGUCGACUUGCCGCGCGAUACUCCAGGACCGAAGACUUCAAACAGUAGAGGCGUUGCUUAAACCAAGUUUCGUAGAUCCUUCAAAAGCCUAUGAUUCCUCUGAUGUCCACAAAGUCAGGUUGAUCAAGGUACGUCCUUGCGAACUGGUCAGCAGAGGUCGCUACCUACCAGGUCGCGACGGUCAUCAAACAGAUCAGAGCAGCAUUCGCGCCUCAGAUGCAACGAUAGGCACUACGGAUUGGCUGGCCUUGUCUCUCGAGAGUACACGAUGCCAUCGUGAGCCGCCGACCUGUUUCACUAGUCGCGACCAUUCAUAUCCGAGUAGCAUAGCCUUCGACGUACUCGUUAUCCUUCUGCGGAGGGGCAUCCGCUGCUCACCGAGGAAGUCAAACCUGACAAGCCUGAAAAACAAAAAAGAGUUCACCACCGGUGUGGUUACAUCUCUUGGUGCACUCGCUGGGAAUCGAACUCGAACUCGGGGCCUGUCGUCGAGUAGGCUGUGGGCGUAACUGAUUGUUGACCAUGAACCACUCCACCACCUAGCCAGUUUGUCCUGACCCCCCGACCUAGAGGGGCGCCUGCUGGUGACAGGAAUCGGAUUGAGGGGGGGCAUAUACCUUUGUCCCGUCGUAUAUUCCAAAUGAGUAUUCUGGGCUUCCUUUCUAGCGUCAAAGUAGGUCGUCCACCGAGAAGGGGCAGCGUGGUGCACAUAAGCGACCUCGCAUCAGCCUAAGUUGGCCUUAAUCGCUUCUUAAACUACGGCAAUGCGCCUGAAACAUGUCAGAUACACUCCUGAGCUUGCCAUCAAGGUGAUUGCGUUGCUUAUGUGCGAGAUC
Molecule: messenger RNA, 1266 nt
Organism: Colletotrichum phormii
Lineage: Eukaryota; Fungi; Ascomycota; Sordariomycetes; Glomerellales; Glomerellaceae
Exons: 1
Coding region: 148-939 (263 amino acids)
Source: RefSeq, a predicted model, not a curated record